Staurois parvus is the source of this 1311-nucleotide messenger RNA. The record is from the annotation of a GenBank genome assembly. Lineage: Eukaryota; Metazoa; Chordata; Amphibia; Anura; Ranidae.
GGUCGUUCAGGAGCUCCAAAGGCAGGAGCACCAAAGGCAGGAGCAUCUCUAGAGUCAGGAGGCAGGAAUGCAUUACUGGCAGACAUUCACAAGGGAGCGCGGUUAAAAAAAGUUACAGAAGUCAAUGAUCGAAGUGCUCCAGUGAUUGACGGAGCAAAAAAAAAUGCUGGUACGGGAAAUGGUAGGAGUGCAAUGGCACCCCCUAGUGGUGGUCUUUUUGCUGGAGGAUUUCCAGUGCUUAAAUCUCCUGGUCAGAGAGAUUCAGCAGGAAACAAAAAUGCGCCUCAGCUUCCAGGAGUAAAAUCAAGUGUUCCAAAGCAACAUGAUCAACCUCCAAGUACUGCAAAACUUGAUCUACCCAAGCGUCCACCUGCUUCUGCCCCAGCUACUAUAGCAGCUAGGCCUCCACCACCAAGACCAACAAUUCUUGGUCAUUCUCCGCCAGCACCACCUCAAGUUCCACCUUCAAGCAACAAACCUCAGCUGGUGAUGCCAGCUUCACAAGCAUCCCCAAAUCCUAGUUCAUCAUUCAAAGAAUCUUCAAAAACCACUAUAGAGUUUAGUGCUCCACCACCCCCACCUCCACCAUUGUAUACACAUGACAGGUCUUCCAGAACUCAAAGACCUAAUUCCCAGUCUUUCCCACCUCCUCCACCUCCUCCUCUUCAUCCUCCUCCUCCACCAACGGGAUAUGCUGGCAGGAGAAGCCCGUCCCCUUCACCACCUGAUGUCAGAGAUAUUGCACCACCUCCACCACCAGCACGUCCACCUUCCUCACACAUCAGGAUAGAAGACAACUCUUUUCCUAUGCCACCUGAUACUAGUGAUCUCCCACCACCUCCACCUCCUCCUUUUCACCCAAUGUCAGCAUCAUCGAGGCGAAGGCUAUCUGAGCCAUUGCCACCACCACCACCAUCAACUUUUAAUGCUGGCCAAAAUAAUGUUCCUGCUCGACCACCAAAAGGUCCUCCAGGUAGACCUUCUGUUCCUCCUGUACCUGGGCAUGGUAGACCUCUUAAACCUGCAGGAAACAGUGGUGGGCGUCUAGCUCCUCCUCCACCACCCCCAAUGAGGUCACCAACCACAGAGUUGUCUAGUAGAACGCAGUCCAAUCAGCUGUCCGCAGGGUGGAAAUCAUCUCCGCAGAUUUAUCGUCCUCCUAGCCCUGAUGACUUUGAGUCCAAGUUUCCCUUUCACCCAGUAGAAGACUUGCCGCCUCCAGAAAAAUUUGAGCCAUGUGAACGGAUUUACCCCAGCAAGUGCCCUCCAGGGCCCUCCGUCCCACCACCCCAGAGACCUCAGGUAAGAUGA